GUGGCAACACUAUUUAUAUCGCUCAAGGCAACAGCUGAUUAUAAUUCUUUUUUUCGUAAAGUGCAUUUAUUUGUGUUUUAACCAUCGAUUUGGACUUGAACAAUGUCACGGUUAGCUUUAUUGCGCAAUUUGGUCAGUCAGCGGCAGAAUCUGCUGCCCACCAACUUUUCCCGGCUAAAAUGUGCGGCAGCGAUGCACUGGAGUCCACAUUUGCGCCAGGAAGCGUCGCGCGAUGGCGGCGGAUCACUGCAGCGAUCGCAGGAUAACACCCAAGUGUCCACGGAUGUGCGUCCCAUUGGCGAGAAGAUCAAGGAGAACACGAAAACAGCCAGCUACACGGCCAUCAUAAUCGCUGGCCUGGGAGUAACGUGCGUCAUGUUCUUCGCCAUAUUCCGGGAGCUCUUCUCCAGCGAGAGUCCCAACAAUAUCUACGCAGAUGCAUUGGGCCGCGUGGUUGAGGAUACGCGCGUGCAGGAUGCCAUUGGAGCGCCCAUCAAGGGAUUCGGAGAGACUUCCAGGCGGGGUCGCAGGCAGCAUGUGGCCCACUCCAGCUACGAGCGCAAUGGCAAACCCCACAUGCGGAUGCAGUUCUAUGUGCAGGGCUUGAGAAACAAGGCCACCGUGCAAUUGGAGUCCAGGAGGUCGGACAGUGGCAAACUGGAGUAUCGCUAUCUUUUUGUGCAAUUGGAUCACUAUCCCCGUACCACCAUCAUCCUUGAGGACAAUCGCGCCUUUGAUCCCGCUCCCGAGCCUGCGUCCGCUGCGUCUUCCUUUGGCAAUCUUUCACUGAUGUCCAAUAGUCAGGAUAAAUAAGAGGAUCCUUCCGAUCCCCUGCACUCCACUUAAAUUUUCUGUACAUUUGUUAUAUUUAUUAUUUGACUGACAAUGAAAUUGCAUUGGAACUCCCAAA
This is a messenger RNA of Drosophila gunungcola (fruit fly), 910 nucleotides long. Its product is annotated as mitochondrial import inner membrane translocase subunit Tim21. The transcript is spliced from 3 exons. Gene Ontology annotation, cellular component: TIM23 mitochondrial import inner membrane translocase complex. Lineage: Eukaryota; Metazoa; Arthropoda; Insecta; Diptera; Drosophilidae. Bases 103 to 813 code for a protein of 236 amino acids. Gene Ontology annotation, biological process: protein import into mitochondrial matrix. The record is from RefSeq and is a predicted model, not a curated record.